Marmota monax (woodchuck) is the source of this 2763-nucleotide messenger RNA. It is a transcript of the gene Dnajc5b, whose product is annotated as DnaJ heat shock protein family (Hsp40) member C5 beta. Lineage: Eukaryota; Metazoa; Chordata; Mammalia; Rodentia; Sciuridae. The coding region runs from base 954 to 1553 and encodes 199 amino acids. The record is from RefSeq and is a predicted model, not a curated record. The transcript is spliced from 9 exons.
GCCCAGCGCCCCGCGCCGCCGUCAAAGCGCCCAGAGAGACCGGCUAGCGGCCGAGGGCGAGAGCAGCCUUCCUCCCGUGCCGCACCCAGCGCUCGGUCCUGGACCCCCUCCCGCCGCACAUCUCCCUCCUCCCCCAUUUGUCUCAUCCAGUCUCCCCGCAACCCAAGGCGCGUGCGCAUAAGCCCCUGCGGUUUGGGGGCAUCCCCAUCAGCUUUAAACUCUGGCGUUGGAGCGCGCUGAGGGUGUGGGAUGGGCUCAGCCCGCUGGAGAGGUGCCAUUUCGGUGUAGCGACACCAUAAACCCAAAGCACGUGGCGCACUCAGCCCUGACCGCGGGGACACCGCCGGCUUUCCCUCCUUGAUAAUUCCCGUUCUUGGGCAUCGUUCGGGACCGCUGCGACAGUGACGUCAACGGACCUCGCGGGCCCCAUCCUCCCUACUACGUCAUUGCCAGUCCCUUGGCGGGGCCAAGCUCCAGCGCUCCCUUGACAGCUUUUCAUAUUUUUAGAAAACGAGAGAAGGUAAAGAACUCUUCACCAGUUUGGAACUGAAGCAGCUGCUUUCUUCAUGAAACUCCAUUUUACUUGAAAGAAUGACUGGCAGACAACUAUGGUUAUUAGGACUUGGAUAGUUGACACGCAUUUUCUCUAAAAGGAAAUGAGCAAGCCUGUCACUUCAAGAACCAGUGGAUAUGGAGGGCCCGCUACCACAUUGGGCAGUGCAGCCCUCAGCAUCAUGCAAGCACAGACAGAGCCUACCUCCACGUAGCUCUCAAGGGAAGGCAACACUGAACCAAGACCACAUGGACCUGCAGUAGCUACAUAGAGGGAUAACCAAUUGGCUGAUAGAGUAGCUGCCGAAAAGUAACCUGACUCCACUGACCUACUGGACUCCUGCUUGGGAAUGAUGGAAAGGAGCAGCUGUUUGCUCUGAACAGUAGAACAGCUUGAGAAUAUGGCAUGUAACAUACCUAACCAAAGACAGCGGACUUUGUCGACAACUGGAGAAGCUCUAUAUGAAAUUCUUGGUUUGCCUAAGGGAGCAUCAAAUGAAGAAAUUAAGAAAACCUACAGGAAAUUGGCCCUGAGACACCAUCCAGACAAGAAUCCAGAUGAUCCAGCUUCUGCUGAGAAGUUUAAAGAAAUCAACAAUGCCCACACCAUACUUACAGACAUAUCCAAGAGAAACAUAUAUGAUAAGUAUGGAUCACUGGGACUCUACGUGGCCGAACAAUUUGGAGAUGAAAACGUCAAUACCUAUUUCAUGCUGUCAAGCUGGUGGGCAAAGGCCCUAUUCAUCAUCAUUGGCCUUUUGACUGGCUGCUAUUUCUGUUGCUGCCUGUGCUGCUGCUGCAACUGUUGUUGUGGACGCUGCCGGCCCAAAUCAUCAAUGUCAGAAGAGGACUUUUAUGUGUCACCAGAAGACCUCGAGGAACAGAUCAAGAUUGACAUGGAAAAAGAUGUGGACUUUCCUGUUGUUCUCCAGCCUACAAAUGCAAAUGAGAAAACACAGCUGAUCCGAGAAGGAUCUCGAAGUUAUUGCACAGACUCUUGAUGUUGAGCCUGAGAGUCCAAAACACCUCCUCUUGGUUCAGCCAUGUCUCCACAUGGUUGGGGGAGGUUGAGACAUGAAAUGCUGUGAACUUUUAGACACUUGUAUUUUGUUUUUAGGCUAAGGGAAAAUGGUUGCUACAUAGUUUUCUCAGUAGGCAGACUUUCUCUUUGAGUAGAAUUCCUAAUGAAACACAUUCAAUUUUGAUGAAUAAAGAUCUGAAGACUCAUAUUAUGCUCCUUAAAUGCAGUAAGACAGUGGUAUUAGACUAUAUGGUAUUAUAUGGUAUUAGUCUAUAUGAGCCUGUCCCUUAACUGAGCUAGACCUCAUAUUCACAGACAAAAGUAGGAUUAAGUAGAUUCCAUCUACUUAAUCAAAUGCAAUGUUCAUAUCUGCCACAAAUAUCAGCAAAAGACAGAAGAAUUAAGGGGAAUUUUUUUGUAUGUGGAGCUCUUUGUUAAUAUUUGACAUGGCUAGAGAAAUAUUUCAAGAGUCAGGAAGAGAUGACUAAAUUCUAAAAGACAAAUCACAUUGUUUUAGAAUACAUUUUUUGGAAGGUUAAAAAUGAACAUUUAUUGAAAACCAACAAGUAAAACCAGGAAGAAACAAAUUUUGUGUGUACCUUUAGGUUGACUUUAAAAACAAAACAAAAAAUUCGAUCUGUUUGAAUCUUAUAAAUAAUCCAGAAAAUUUUUCUGAGUCUGAACCGGUACCAGUGUGUUGACCAUUUUUCAGUAAAAUAAUUUUUGUAUAACUGGCUCAGAUUAGUUACACUAAGGAAAAGAAACACAUGAGGUAAUGGGGUAGAAUUCUAAAUUUAUAGUUUAAUCAAUUUAAAGGUAUAUCUUCCUCUUUUUUGGUGGAAUUAAUUAUACUGUGCAGAAAAUGCUUAGCUUUGUGCGUGUUGGGCAAUUUGAACUCAGAAGUUGUCUCUGUAUUUUCUUGUUUGAUUCUUACAUUCAUCAUGUGAUAGAAACUGUGUACUAUUUUAAAAUAGUUCAGCAACAAACCUUUUUUCUGAGUCUCUUAGUUCUUUAUAUAAUAUUACAUUUUCAAGAUCUUGUUGUAUUUUUAUAUAAUAUUGCAUGAAACGCUAUCUUUUUUCAUUGUUUAAUACUCCCCUCAGCACCAAAUUAUGGUCAAUUGCUGUUAAAUAUAUGUUGUAAUGAAAAUUAGUGUUAUAGCUCUGAUAGUUCUGAAAUCAUUAAAUCUG